GCGGUCGGCUGCAAAUUUACCCUUUCUCUCCACUCCGCAGAUCCAGAGCUAUCUCUCUCUCUCUCUCUCUGUGUUAUGAUCCUAUAUUUCGAUCACAAUUAAUGAUGUAAUAGCAGACUAAAUAUGAGUAUUAGGGAGUGAUUAGUUAUUUCCAGCUGGUAAUUUGUUUUAAUGGAAACUUAUAUAUAAGCUCAUGCUUUGGAUGUAAAAGUUGGAUCAGGAUUUACACAAAAGAAAUAUAAACAAAAACAAUCCAAGAGCUCUGCUCUCUCUCUUCCUUCCCUCUCCAUCUCUAUCCUCUGUGUUACUUGCAGGUUGAUUAAGGGCCUAGAGAUUUGGAUCUUAUCAAUGGUAUCAUCCCUCUCGAAUCCUGGUUUCCCUCCUGUGCACGCCCACCCCACCCAUCUUCCUGCCAUGGAUGCACGUCUCUUCGCUGCAAUCGACUCAUUUGAAGCUUCGAUGUGUGUUGUGCUCCGUGAUGCAAUCUGCGAAGCCAUGGAUUCUGCAGUCACUGCCAUUCACAAGGCUAUGAAUCUUGUACUUGCAGAAAUCCGCAGUGACCUUACUCAGUUACGCCAUAACUCGACUCUCGGCGUCAAGGGAGAUUCUGAUCCAGCCUCGAUGUGUUCCAAGGAAGCUGAAUCGAUCGAGGUCGGUCACCAAAAACCUCACAACGAAGACGGCAACCCAUUGUGAAUUUCGUCGACAAUCCACGACCAUUUUAUUCUGCCAUUGCUCUCAUCUUCAUCGAUGUUGCGAGCACUGGCAAAUCGGUCGUCAAGCCACACUCGAACAACUUCGUUGCAUCUAUAGUCUUGCUUCCGGAAUCAAAGACGAUGAUCUCUGCUCCGCAGCUACUCCAUAAGCACUCAUUGUCCGAUACUACGAAAAUUGGACCUGAGGUAGUUCUCAAUUUGAGUAUCAUUUCAGCAACUCCGGAGGCUAAAUUCUCUUCUCUUUUGACUGAUAACUAUGGUGCAUACCUGAAAGAUAAAUUUGGAUGGGUUAAUUGGUAUCUUGUGGGUAAAUUUGUGAAGAAAAAUUUAUAUGCAUUGCAUUUGUUUGAUGAUAUGUCUAAGAGGCAUAAUAGGGAGAAUAUGUCAUUGAGUAGCAACUUGGAAGCUUUGGAUAUUGUUGUGCUUGUUUGUCGUUAUUUACCUAAAGAUCUUGUAGCUAGUUUCACUGAGGAGAAUGGGACUUUGGGUCAUAUCAAUGCUAUCAAGCAGUUCCUCUACUUAUCACUGUUACACAUAUAUGCGUUCACAGUCAUGGCCAUUUCCCAACUUGACUAUUCUAUUUUCACCAGCUUGUUAUCGAAAUUGAAUCAGGAUUUGUGUAAUAGGGUUGAUGUACACCUCGAUGCUGUUUUCUUUCCUACUUGCAUAGUGAAUGACCAGAUUUUCCAGCAACCGGCUUGGUGUCACACUCUAACUGAUCCUUGUGACAAUAUAUCUUAUCAAAGGGUUGUCUUCAAUCAGAGGAACAAGUUCAAUCAGAGGAAUUAUACAAUAUGGUUGAUGAAGAGGCCCUGCAUUCUCCUAUCGUUCAAGGUAAUAGAAGAAAAUGGGAAGAGAAAAGGUUUCGGGUUUGUUUAGUUUGACAAAGAGGACUCAGCUAUGGCUGCUGCUAGUGCUCUCAAUGAUACAAUCAGUAAAGGGAAGAACCUAUAUGUAUCGAUACUUGUUCAGAAAAGUAAGAAUGAUAAUAGGCUCCAGAUCUUUUCCAACACUCUGAACCCUACGUUGUCUCAGGAAGUGGUCUGCUACAAGGGUCUGGAACUUGCUACAAAUAUUACAGAAGCAUGUAACAAUCAUGUUUUUGGUCAAAUUGUGCUUUUGCUGGUGCAAAUUGUUACAACCAUGAUCAAGCUCUUGGAAGAAUACGCUAACUUGAAGGGGCUUCAAGAUGGACAUUUUAGACAAGAAGAGGAAGUGUUUGCAAUACUCGGCCAUAAACACAGAAAUGAUCCUCUCAAAAUCAAGGAAAUCAUUUCCAUGGUUGCCAACAGUCUAACAAGUCUCCUGAAUUUAGAGAUUGAGUUCAAGCUUCUUUUGGAGGAGGAUGGAACAACUACUGCUUCAGUCUUAUUCUUCUUGGUUUAUGGAAUGCAUUUCAAGGAGUAAUGGAAAUAUCAAACAACACCAUAUGUGACUGUACCUAAGCAAUAUUGCGUAAGUCAUCAUGUUUUCUCUUAUAUGAUUGGUAAAAGAUGGAUUUUGGUAGAGCUAGAGUUGCAUCAUAAGAAAACCGACAGACGUAUUCAGAUGCUCACUUUUGGUAGUGAAGAGGUACUAGUAUUCAGGCCAAAUCUAAGAGUUGAUGGUGCUAGUGUUUAUGCAUGGUUGUACGAUUAUGGACAUAUCUGCAAAGUCUGUCGUAAGCUGAAAGUAAUUUUGUUAGACAAUAUGACACACAUCAAUGUAUUGGUUGCUGCUAGUGUUAUUUCAUUUGGUUGAUGCUAGUGUUAUUUCAUUUGGUUGCUGCUGGUGUUAUUUCUUUGGCUGUUCUUCAAGAAGGAAGUCCAUCAUAUUUGUCUUUGCAUAUUUGUCUUACCAUGAGUGUAAGUUGGAAAAAUGAGCUGUUUAAAUUUUUGGAACUUGAUACUACGCAGCCACCUUAUGUAUUCAAAUGCCAACUAUAUACCUUAACAGAGGUGAUGAAGGACAUGAUUGAAGCUUUGGGUUUGCUCAGGUCCUCUAAAUCUUCCAUGCAUAAUAUCAGUGUUGUUUAUGACGGUUUAAAGUUCAAUGAUUUCAAUGAUUCAAAAUGAAUUGCAGUUUUCAAUAUCCAAUAUAAGCUGAUCACAUCCAUCAGCUUAUUUCAGAAAAUGGAGUUUUAUGACAAUCAGACAUUAGGUGGUCCCAGUAUCACUGAAAAAAGCUAUGAGAUGUGCUUCCACGAUGGGAAGAUGACUGAGAAAGACAUCACUUCCAUGGGUGGCUUCCCUCACUGUGGUGUGGUGAAUGAUGGUUACAUUCGGAGCAAUGAAUGGUAUGUUGGACCUAAGAAGAAGAUGGUUAAUCUUCGGUAGUCUCUUCUCAAUCAGACCGCUCGUCUUGCUCUUGAGGAUAUCAAGCUCAGAACCAUCUCUAAGGCUAUAAUUCUUGGCAAUGGUCCAAUUGCUAUAGUAGCUGCAUUGGUUGAGAAUCUUCUGGCAGGUUCCCUGGGAGUUGGCCCAUUUUCUCCAUUUGAUGCUGCUGCAUGCUUUUUGGCAACUAGCAUGGAAAUUGAAAUGAUAUCGUGGGUUGAAAUUUAUGAAGAGGCUACAGGUAACAAGUGCUCACUUACCAAGUUGUGGGGAGCUGCCAUAACCAGUUCAGGGGUGCUAUCAGGCUUAUCUUCUCAAGUUAUGAGCUAUCUGCAGAUUGUAUUUGCAGUCCCUGCAGCUUCCCUUCUGUUGCAAGACUCCUUAGUUUCUGCUCGUUCAAAUAAGUUUUUCAAUUUUCAACCUUGAGGACAAGGUUGUUCUUCAAGGGGGAAGUAUUGUUAUGAUCCUAUAUUUCGAUCACAAUUAGUGAUGUACUAGCAGACUAAAUAUGAGUAUUAGGGAGUGAUUAGGUAUUGCUAGUUGGCAAUCUGUUUUAGUGGAAACUUAUAUACAAGCUCAUGCUUUGGAUGUACAAGUUAGAUCAGAAUUUACACAAAAGAAAUAUAAACAAAAACAAUGCAAGAGCUC
Messenger RNA from Pyrus x bretschneideri (Chinese white pear), 3676 nucleotides. Its product is annotated as brefeldin A-inhibited guanine nucleotide-exchange protein 4-like. The transcript has 2 exons. The coding region runs from base 837 to 1595 and encodes 252 amino acids. Lineage: Eukaryota; Viridiplantae; Streptophyta; Magnoliopsida; Rosales; Rosaceae. The record is from RefSeq and is a predicted model, not a curated record.